AUGACACAUCGGUUACGCACACUUCAUGAUGGUAUUAUGGUUGGUGUGGGUACUGCUCUUGUAGAUGAUCCUCAAUUGAACGCCAGAUAUGUUUCUUCUACCAUUCCUAUCACGCAACCACAACCCAUCAUUAUUGAUCCUUACUUGAAACUAUCGUCAACCUGUAAACUCAUCAAAAACUAUCAAAACAAUAUCGGUAAACAGGUCCUGCUCAUGGUCUCUAGCAGAGGCUGUAAUGAAAACCCCGAGAAGAAAAAGUUAUUGGAGGGUUUGGGUGUCAAGAUAAUCGAAAUAUCAACUCAUGAUGACCAUUUGCCAUUAACUUUAGUAUUGGAAGAAUUAAAGCAUCGAGGGAUCGAAUCUUUAAUGAUUGAGGGAGGUUCGAAAAUCAUUCAGUCUUGUCUCUCGUCUAAUUUAUUUGAUCGGCUGAUUAUUACCACUGCACCCAUGUUUAUUGGAUCGGAAGGUGUGCCGGCCAUCUCCAAAGCUCAGGACAUUAAGAGAUUAAAUAAUGUUAAAUACAUUACCUUGGGCAACGACAGUGUCAUGUCUGCAGAGUAA
Mucor mucedo is the source of this 561-nucleotide messenger RNA. RefSeq names its product riboflavin biosynthesis protein RibD domain-containing protein. Gene Ontology annotation, molecular function: 5-amino-6-(5-phosphoribosylamino)uracil reductase activity. Bases 1 to 561 code for a protein of 186 amino acids. NCBI's taxonomy places the organism in Eukaryota, Fungi, Mucoromycota, Mucoromycetes, Mucorales, Mucoraceae. The transcript is spliced from 2 exons. The record is from RefSeq and is a predicted model, not a curated record. Gene Ontology annotation, biological process: riboflavin biosynthetic process.